This is a messenger RNA of Lotus japonicus, 561 nucleotides long. RefSeq lists its product as uncharacterized. The record is from RefSeq and is a predicted model, not a curated record. The transcript has a single exon. Lineage: Eukaryota; Viridiplantae; Streptophyta; Magnoliopsida; Fabales; Fabaceae. Gene Ontology annotation, molecular function: nucleic acid binding; RNA-DNA hybrid ribonuclease activity. The coding region runs from base 1 to 561 and encodes 186 amino acids.
AUGGCUACCGUGGGUCAGUUGGCUAUGGAUAAUGAAGCUCCACGUACAGAUCAGCUGCGGGAUGGACGGAGGGAUCGCUGGCGUGCUCCACAACUGGGAACGAUCAAGAUUAAUGUUGAUGUUGCGGUCCCUGCUGGUUCGGUGAUGGGCUACGGUUAUAUUGCCAGGAAUUCUCUAGGACAAGUUUUAGCAACUGCAGCUUCAAAGUGGCCCAUGGCGACAUCAGUGGCACUUGCAGAAGCUAUGGCAUUGAGGUGGGAUUUACAACUUUCUUUGGAGCUUGGUUUCUUUAAUGUGGAGGUGGAACUUGACAGCAAGCUUGUGGUAGAUUCCUGGAGGAACCAUCGACAGCAAGCUUCUUAUUUAGCUUUAGUGAUUUCUGAUUCAGUUUUUAUUUCUCAGUCUUUCUAUCGCUUUUCUAUAGCUCAUGUGUUGCGAGCUAGUAAUAUGGCUGCAGACUUUUUAGCCAAAUUAGCUUUGUCUAGUUACUGUUUUGUUGGGAUUGAGGAGUACUCUGUCGGUUUAGAGACGGUGCUUUCCUCUGAUUUGGUUUCAUCUUGA